Molecule: messenger RNA, 1889 nt
Organism: Leguminivora glycinivorella
Lineage: Eukaryota; Metazoa; Arthropoda; Insecta; Lepidoptera; Tortricidae
Gene: Fbw5
Exons: 11
Coding region: 229-1494 (421 amino acids)
Source: RefSeq, a predicted model, not a curated record
CAUGGCGGCAGAAGAAGAAUUAACAGACCUAUGGCAGUCUCACGCCCGACUAGACGUAGUACUAGAACUAGUGUUCUUAUGGCUGGGCGGCGUGGAUUUGGCGUGUUGUGGCGUCGUCUGCAGCGCUUGGCGUCAAGCGAUCCGGCGUGCAGAUGUCUGGAGACGCCUGCUGGUGGAAGCGUCCAGUGUGGAUACAGUGCAUGCGCUCGCUAAUAUUUAUGGUGGUGCAUGUCCGUGGCGUCAGUUGUACGUGGCAUCUAUAGCGCCUGGCGACGUGUGGCGUGUCUGACGCCAGAGCGGCCGGCGAGAUUAGCUGCCGCUGCGCUAAAUCGCGCUGGAGACUUACUUGCUCUUGCUGCUGAAGACUGCUCUUUCACUGUAUGGGUGCUUGAGAACGGGCUCUGGACGCGUGUAGGCGCUGGUUCAGUGGCACUAGGUUGGACUGGAGUGGCCCGAGCGGAAUGGGCGCCUGACGCGCCACUGCUGUUACUUGCUGGAUCCGCUCCGCUUUCCGCCCAAAGAGGAGAGCUUGCAGUGCUACGCCCUCGUGACGAAGGCUCACUAGAGUCCUGGGUGGUGGCAGCUCGAGCCAGCGGCGGCGGUGGCUGCUGGGCGGGAGAGGGUUUCCUGUCCUUGGAACUGUCACGACUGUCAGCGCCGGAGCAUGCGCCGGUCUUCGGCACUGAUAUCUGGCUUAACGCUGCUACUCAGGAAACUGAAGACGAGUUUGCAGGUACAGCGGCGCGCGUGCUUCGAAUAUACAAUGAAAAGCGGGCGGUCAUCACGCAAGCCGUAUGCGCAGACGCACCGCUAGACGCCCGGUCGGCACAGGAGUGGGCGGAAGCGGAAGCGACUGUCUGCGCUGAGGACAUGCAUGCAGAUAACCCUACAUCUACAGACGUUGCGCAUGCACCGGAAAUUGUGAAACUAGAGGAAAUGGGACCAGGUGAAGAUUACUACAGGGUUAUAUAUGAUCGUGGACGCUCGUCAAACACGCCAAACGCGUGGAUACACGUAGUGGUUUUGGCGUGUGGCGGCGUCCUUGGCGUGUGGCCGUUGUCGCGCGAGCGCCCGCCGCCGCUCCGCGUGCCUGACGACGCACUACGGACACGCAUGCGCGCACGAGCUGAGAGACGACAACGGGAAGCCGAAGCAGCAGCAGCAGGUGAGGUGGAAGAAGAGCCGCCAGAACCGUCAAUAGCUGAACUUCGUGCCCGCUGCGAUCCUCCCACAGCAAGACUUCGGCUAUCUGGCAACGUUCUCGGCCUUACGGCGUUGCAGAACGGACGCGCGGUGUGGGCGAGCGUGUCAGGAGGAGCAAUUUGCGCGUCGUUGCCAGCUCUUCGAGUGCUACGAAUAGUGUUAGCCAAGCCGGGUGGUGGGUCACCACAUUACCUGACACCGCAUGUCGCUGGGAGUAUUUUGGCAGUCCGUGCGGUGGCAGCUCACCAACAGCUUACAUUUGGGGCCCGGCGGGAAGCGCAGCUAAGCUGAGCAGCGACGCGCCAGCAUUAGCGAUGCUGCUGCGCUGCCGUGCGCGGCCUGAGGCGUUGCUGUUGACUGAAGAUGCAUUGCAAGUAUGGCAGUGCAUGGCGCCGCGAGCGCCUAGGCCUGAUGAUGUCAACGACGACGCAAGUGAUCACAGUGAUAACUAUAACAGUACCAGCAACAGUGAAAGCGACUGAGGAUCUAUCGACCGUGAAUGCUCCUACAGACUUAUUUGCUCGUUUGCUGAAUAACUUUCUGCGGUACUUCGAGAUGGGUAAUAAAAUGGAAAAUAUUAAUAAUGCCGGUUUGCGCGGGCAUUUAGACGCCAAGAACGGCAAAGACUUCUAGAGGCAACGAUUAAAUACGCCAAAACGCUAGCUACUUAAGUUGCUGAAAUUAAA